AUGCCGAAACCACAAGUAUUGCAGGCCAAUCUACGGUUCAUACAGCACAGAGCUGCCUUAGCCAAGACAUUUCCGCGUCACACGCAGCAGCAACAGGUUAUGCCGGUUCCAUCUGUACCUCCCAUCAUGGCAACCAGCGCUUCCGCAGUAGUCCCCCAACCAAGUUUUCACGGUGACUACAAAAAGGAGGAAGAACCUACCAAUUGGAUAAGAAAAUAUCAACUAUCAUUGCCGCCUUCAUACUCAGAUGCAGAUAAGAUUGCCCGGUUUGAACUGCAGUGCGCAGCAACGAGCCCAGCAGAAGAAUGGUUCACAAGCUUACAAGCAAUGGACAAGGCAACCUGGGUAACAUUUUUAGCAGCAUUCAAGAUACAGUGGCCUCCACCAGUCCAUGCGAAGCUCAUGGUCACCCAGAAGAAGGAAUGUCUCAAGUCUGUUGUACUGAAGGAGGAGGACAUUGGAGUCAUGAUUGAGAAGGACAGAGGGUGGGACUGGGGCCACGUAAAGUGGGCCAAGCAGGUCGCGCAAAUGGCACAAGGGUUCGGUGAUGUACACUGCCACUUCCUAGAUGUAGUUCUGGAAAACACACCCAAAGUUUUGCGGGACUUCCUUGCAGAUCACUAUACUACAUGGGCAGAAUUUGAGGCCAACAUGGCAAAAACCUCUGCAUCCCAGCUCAACCAGACAUCGAGCACCCGCAAAACACCAGAUCCAUCAUCAUCCCAAGCCAUGCAACCUUCAUUCUCCCUCCCAGCUGCCUAUCGCUAUGGACCUCGUUAUAUUCCUAACCCAACCAUCCCACCACAGCCGGCACCUCCAUACCAGACAAUACCACCAGCCCCAACGCACGCACAACCACUCCCAGCAGCACCAGCCCCCCAAACCCCCCAGAACCCGUUUAGCAGGACAGCGCCAGUACCCAGAACGAACCUUUUCUACGGUUUUCGGGGAGGAUACCCGCAAACACCAUCGCGUGGAAGGGGGGCCUCAGGAGCAGAUCGUGCAUGA
This is a messenger RNA of Suillus paluster, 1008 nucleotides long. RefSeq lists its product as uncharacterized. The record is from RefSeq and is a predicted model, not a curated record. Bases 1 to 1008 code for a protein of 335 amino acids. The transcript is spliced from 2 exons. Lineage: Eukaryota; Fungi; Basidiomycota; Agaricomycetes; Boletales; Suillaceae.